Messenger RNA from Histoplasma mississippiense, 1395 nucleotides. RefSeq lists its product with no specific name. Lineage: Eukaryota; Fungi; Ascomycota; Eurotiomycetes; Onygenales; Ajellomycetaceae. The record is from RefSeq and is a predicted model, not a curated record. Gene Ontology annotation, molecular function: Hsp90 protein binding. Bases 1 to 1395 code for a protein of 464 amino acids. The transcript has 6 exons.
AUGCAAAAAUCAGACGCAAGUUCUCUUCAAGCUUACGGACAAGCUCAAUAUCGUCGCGCCAACUUUCACAGAGCGCUUGCUGCCUUCACCAAGGCAACAAAUCAGGCGUUGCAACUUGGGGGAGGAGAUACUGUUGGCAUUCUGGACAAUAGAGCCGCAACCCAUUGCAAAUUACAAGUCCCAAAGUCUGGUCUCCAAGAUGGGAAACGGAUGAUCGAGGAGAAUAAAAUGGACUCCCGGGGAUAUUUGCGUACUGCCAAAAUUCUCCAGUUGAUGGGUAGAUCUGACAAAGCCAUUCAGACAUACCAAUAUGCGCUUCGUGUAUUGCCACUAGAUGACCCUGGUCGUCAGCAAAUCAACGAAUUAGCAGCAAAGUUAAACAAACGAUUUAAGCAGGCCAUGGGACCAUUUUGCUCUCUUACCCCUGGAGCUGGUAUGCAUGAUACUAGAGUAUUUGGAUCUAAAGUCGCUCCUCCAGUCGAUUUUCCUAGGCUUAUGGCCGGGUUACGGCAAAUCCCUUCAUUAGAACAUCUUGAACUUCUAGGAAGCUUUAGCUCGAAAUUCGAUGUAGCUCCAGUUUACACUCUAACCGGUCUAAGAACUUUGGUCUGUUCAGCGUCAUCCGAGAUGACACUCGCACACUUUCGGAAAGUUUUAUUGGAUUGUCCGUUGCUUGAGCGGGUCGAGGCUACUUUAUUUGAUAUAAUCCCGAACCUGGAAGAGUUUUACCUCAUCUGCAACUCCGUUAUGAUAAGAAAUGUACCAGAAGUUUCUAACCUGCCGAAACUCAAGCGCUUCGGGCUCCUAGGCAUAAAACUCAAUAAAUAUCCUGAACUGCCCGAAUCCCUUGAACACCUCUCGUUGUCCAUGAGCGACUAUAACCUGCCCCUCGGCGUACCAAGUAAUGACAUAUCAGCUAUGGCACCUAAUUUAAAGACUUUAAUUCUCCAUCGCUUCCAAGAUGAUGAGUUGGGCCCAUUUCUCAUUUCUUUCACCCAAUCGAAAUCGUCUCUCACCCACCUCGAUCUCGAAGGAUGCCACUUACACGUGGAAGACUUAUUAAUAGCGAUGAUGCGAGGCAACCUGGAAGGUCUCACGUAUCUAAACAUCAGCGGCCUGGCAGAAAUCGACGACAAGGUUAUCUCAAACAUCAUCGAUAUGGUCCCCAAUAUCAAGGAACUCAACAUUUCCCGAACACAGGUGAAAGAGCACAGUGUGAAGAAGUUGCUUGAUUCAGAUAAGUCGAAUCUUAAGAAGCUUGUCGUUCACAAGAUGGAGACGCCGUUUAGCAGGGAUUUUCUUGACUAUGCCAGGAGCAAGGGGGUUGAGAUCCCCCCGCCUAUAAAUCUUAAAGGCACGAAACGGGCUCCUGUCACACCGACACCACGUAGAUAA